Molecule: messenger RNA, 336 nt
Organism: Penicillium bovifimosum
Lineage: Eukaryota; Fungi; Ascomycota; Eurotiomycetes; Eurotiales; Aspergillaceae
Exons: 1
Coding region: 1-336 (111 amino acids)
Source: RefSeq, a predicted model, not a curated record
AUGACCAUGGCUUCCAUCGAUUUCAGCCCAAUCUACGUGGUGUCCACAAUUCCUCAAGCACCCACAUUAAACCCACGUAGCCAUCCUGAAAUCGCAAUUGACCUCCACCCGGCCAAUGUGGUAUCUACUAGCCCUCGAGCACCGACCUUCGGCCAACCUAGUUACCCGCCGAUCAACAUCAACCUAAACAUUAACCUUCCUAGCCUCCGGGAAGUCGUCGCGACUGAGGCCGCUCCUCACCCGGCCAAUUCCACCUCUCCCCAGACCGCUUCUCCCCCGGCCACUUCAGUCACUCCCGAGGCCGCCUCCCCCCCCGGCCACUUCGGUCUCUCCUGA